This is a messenger RNA of Fusarium poae, 210 nucleotides long. RefSeq lists its product as uncharacterized. The record is from RefSeq and is a predicted model, not a curated record. Bases 1 to 210 code for a protein of 69 amino acids. NCBI's taxonomy places the organism in Eukaryota, Fungi, Ascomycota, Sordariomycetes, Hypocreales, Nectriaceae. The transcript has 2 exons.
AUGGCUCCCAACUCCAAGCGCCGCUUUUCUCUUAGCGCCCUCUCUCCCGCAAACAGGAGAUACAACAAGGUCAUGAACGAGCGAUCAGAUAACCGUCGAUCUAUCGAUAGUACAGCUAGUCGCUCGACUCUGGGUGGAAUGCCAGUCGUUGAGGUUGAGAAUUACCUCAUUGAUCCUGCGUAUCGCUGGACAACUGCGAAUCGCAAUUAA